Sitodiplosis mosellana (orange wheat blossom midge) is the source of this 5512-nucleotide messenger RNA. RefSeq names its product integrator complex subunit 3 homolog (gene IntS3). The record is from RefSeq and is a predicted model, not a curated record. NCBI's taxonomy places the organism in Eukaryota, Metazoa, Arthropoda, Insecta, Diptera, Cecidomyiidae. Gene Ontology annotation, cellular component: cytoplasm. The coding region runs from base 1296 to 4442 and encodes 1048 amino acids. The transcript is spliced from 8 exons.
UAUGUGUUGGUUUUAUGUCAAAAUGACUAUUUCACAGCAACUAGUCCAUAGAAAUGGGAAAAUCGAAGACGUACUCAGUAGGCACAGACACUGCAAACUGAAAACAUCGUUAGGAGGCCGCAUUCGAAUUUUCAUACUAUAUACAUAUUUUUUUGAAAAAAAAAAAAAAAAAAAAAAAAAAUUUAAAAUCAAAACCGAAUUCAUCGAAACCGUUGAAACGCAUUAAAAUUCGGAUUUGGAUCGAACAACGUCAACGCCAUCCAUCGCAUCGCAUUUUUCAUACGAUCAAUCAAUUUGCAUUUGUUGCGACAAGAAAAACAAAAAUAUAACUGUUAACUAAAAAUUGCAAUCGUAUUCAAUUCCAAUUGCACAUACAUAUAUACACGUCUACGCCGUAUUACGAACGAUACGUCCACAUUUUUGAAUCACGACCACAUUCGAAGACCUGUGUGGCUGCCAAAGAGCAGAAAAAUAGACAAACACACGUAUUCGUACACACGGCGAACCGAACAUCCAAAACCGAACGCAGAACAAAAAACCCACAUCGCACACCGAAUAAUUCGCCAGCAUACCGUGCUAAUCGACUACAGAUCAUUGUCAACAAACACGAAAAUUUCGUUCUCGAAUUUAAAUUCUGAGAGAGUGUGGCUACUGCGGCGCGACGACAGUAUCAAAUACAGUAUAUCACUGUGCCCAUGUGAAUUGGUUGGAUGUAAUCAGUGUAGUUGUGUAUCCGUGUGUCCGUGUCGUGUGUAUGUGUGUAUCACACCGUUGCAAUCGCGCGGUACACAUCCAUUGGUGUGUGCGUUCGAUUGUGUGCCAGUGUUUCAGUGUGAACGAAUACCGAGCAUGGAACAUUGAUAGAGCUCUGUACAUCAUUCGGUUCGCAUACGGUGUGUGAAUGUUCGCACGAACAGAAGCAAAACGACAGCGAGUGGAGCAACAGAGUGACAACAGCAUACAGAAUUUCUCUACUGUACAUUAAGUAUCUGCCUGCUUUCUACUCUUCACAAUCACGACGUUCGACCGAAACAGUCGAAGAACGGAGACGGACGGGCAAUUGUAUUGGUUGUUGAAGUGUGAACCGUGUGUGAAGUAAAGUGUAUGUGUAUGUGUGAGUGCGCGCUAUUCAAUAUACACAAUUUCUGAAUAUGCUCAAGGUGUUUCACAUACGAGAGUAUAGCGAAAAAUUUAUCCAAAGCUAGGCUCAUCGAUGUAUGUGACAAUUUUUACGUUCGGUUCGGAUCUUAAACAACGUUUUUAAUUUCGCCUUUUUUUAUGGUUUAUUUGCGAUAAUGGAAAUACCAAAAAUCCCAUCGAAACUAUUCACAUUCUCAUCGAUCGACCUUAAGGAUGAUAAUGAAGAGAAAUACGAACGCUCAUAUCAACACAUACAACAGUUAACAGCAAAUCUAAACGAUAAGGAAUAUCAUGAUUUACUCAGCAAUCUAAUAUCCAAGAAUGAAAAGAACCACGAAGAGGUAUCGAUUGCGUUAAUCUAUCAAAUAUUGACCGAUCCUAAUGCAGCGGCCAAAGCGUAUCGUGAUUUAACGCUGCUCACCCGAGAUGGCUUGACAUUUGUCACAAAUAGUUUGUCAAUGCUGAUUGCCGAUAAGUAUACAAAAUUUUCGGAUGUGGCACGACGGCAAAUGCUAUGGUUGUUACGUGAAUUGAUCAAAAAUCAGGUGCUGAAUGUGGAUUCAAUCGUAUGGAAUGUGCUGCGACAGGCGGGUGCUGGUGAUUUGUCACCAAAGAAUUUAGCUUUAAUUGAUGGCUUAUUGGACAUUCUAAUCGAACAUCGGCAAUGGCUUGACAAACAUGGGUUCCUAAUCAGUGCCGUUGUCUAUACAUAUGUACGCUUAAUUGAGGACCAUCACAGCAUUGGCCUGGCAAAUUUACGAAAUAAAGAAGUGAAAUUUGUCAUUGCCUUGAUUCGCGACCGAUUCAAUGACGUCGUUCAAAUUGGACGCGAUUUUGUGCGGCUACUACAGAAUGUGGCACGCAUUCCCGAAUUCGAGCAAUUGUGGAAAGAUAUUUUACUGAAUCCAAAGACUUUAUCGCCAACAUUUACGGGCAUUUGGCAAUUUUUGCAGACACGCACCAGCCGACGCUAUUUCCAAUGUCGGCUCACACCGGAAAUCGAACGGAAAAUACACUUUUUGACGAAUAGCGUCAAAUUUGGGCAACACAAACGCUACCAAGAUUGGUUUCAAGACAAAUACUUUACAACACCCGAAUCUCAAAGUUUACGCUCCGAUUUGAUUCGCUUCAUCAUCAACGUGAUUCAUCCGACCAACGAUAUGCUUUGCUCCGACGUUACGCCACGAUGGGCCAUCAUUGGCUGGCUGCUCACGUCGUGUACGAAUCCAAUCGUAUUGGCAAAUGCAAAACUCGCACUUUUCUACGAUUGGCUGUUCUUCGAUCCCAUCAAAGACAAUAUUAUGAAUGUCGAACCCGGCAUUUUGGUUAUGUACCAUUCGAUACGUACGCAUCCAUUUGUCAGCAGCUCAUUGUUGGACUUUCUGUGUCGCAUAAUCAAAAACUUUUCACCAAAACAUGAGGAUAAAAUACGGUCGGGAGUUUACAAUUCGCUACGGAAGAUUCUGGAAAAACAGGUUAUACCAAAUUUGCAACCACUUUUUGAAUCGCCCAAAUUGGAUCGAGAGCUGAAGACUUUGGUGCGAGAUACUUUCCGUGAAUUUUGCAGUGGGCCACCAAAUGACAUCCCAUCGGAUAUUCCGAGUCAGUUCAACAUCGGUGACGACGGUCGACCUGCAAUCAAUAAUUUUGGCAACGAAAACGAUACACGACCAACGCUCCAUCGCUUCGAUAGCUCAAGUGACAACGAAGUGGAAGGCAAAUUCAGUGACGAUGAAGACGAAAAGGAAAGCGCAAUCAAACACGAUGAAACCGAUGACGAUGACGAUUUGCCACUGUCAAAGGUGCGACUCAAAGAGAAACCAAUACCAGAGAAAGUGCAAUUACCCGCAGCGAUAAAUAAUUCAUUUGAAAAGUUUUCAAAAUCUAAAACCAGCAGUACCUUUGAAGUAUUUUUGAACGAUCUGCGAACGUGUACGAGUAAUUUGGACAAUGACCAAGAAACAUAUUUGGUGGAUACAAUGGUGACAACGAUCAAAGACACAUUGCCCGCAACACUGUCGACAAUAUUUCCGGAAACGAAAAGCGAUGAAAAAGUGCUGGCACAAUCGAUUGGCUACCCAUUGUUCAGUAUCUACAAAGUGAUGUACCAGCACGAGGAAAAGUGCAAAAAGUGUUUUAAUAAUAUCAUUAAGCUAGUGUUCAAUAAAUUGCCAAUGAUAGGCUACACAAUACUGUACUUCUUGAAAGUGCACACCAAACUGCAAUCACGAAAGAAUCCAAACAGUAAUGUUGCAUUCAAAACUAGCUUAUACAAAACCGUAUGUGAUUACUUAGAUAAAAAAUUGGACGAUCAAUUGGUCAACGAUUUGGAGACACUGGAAAUUGAACGGACAAGCAUAUUUUUAUGGUUACUACCCGAUAUAUACCGUGAAUUCAAUUCGAUCAUGAUUAACAAUAAGGAUGUGCUAAAACUCGUAGUCAGCUGCAUUGAUUCGAAGAAUCAGCGUGAUAUUAUCUAUAGUAUAACGCAAGGGAAAUUGACCAUGUUCAAGAAUGAUGGGAUUUUGGAGUGUGUACGCGAAAGUCUCAGCUAUGAAACAUUUGAGCAAGUCUUUUUAUGGCAAUUAGUACAAGCUCACGACGUGCCUAUUGAAUCGUUGCAGAAUAUUUUGCCUGAGCUCGAAUCAUCGAAUCAUUCAGAAGCUUUGACAUACAUGCUCCUUUUGUUGCGAGGCGAGGAACCAACCAAUGAGUUGAUUCGAUUGUUGUUGUGUCGAGAGGCAAAAUCACGUGGUGAUCCAUUUGUUACAUCGGCUCUUAGAUUUUGGUGCCAAGAUUAUGAGGAAAAGUUGUCCGAAUUCAUUGCCAAUCUGUUAAUAUCGAAAUACCAAAACAGUUCACCAAAUAAGCGGAAACGCUCGUUAAAGAAUAACUCGACACAGAACACGGCACCGACAGCGGAACAGCUUCUUUGCCAUCUGGAGCAUUUUCGGCGAAGUUGUCGUCAUGGCAACGGAACUGGUACCGGACUAUACGUACAAGAUGUAAUGCAACGGGCGCUACAGCAAGCUUUUUCAAACAGCAGCGAUAGCACAAAGAAACAAUACACGGACUUAUUUGCAUUAGCAGCGGAGGACGAUACAAGUGGUGUGGGUCGUCGUGGCACAAGCGGUAGAGGUAGAAAGACUGCACCAGCGAAAAAAGAAACAAAUAGCACAAAUAGCAGCAACAAAAAGAAUUCAGAACCAGUAUACAAUUCCAGCGAUGAAUCCAGCGAGGAGGAUUGGUCGAAGCCAAGAAGUGGUAAGCGACGAAAAAAGGCAUUGAGUGAUUCAGACUGACAGCCUAAUUUAAAUAUUGAAUGUGCGUACAUCAUGAUCAAGAACUAAAUCAAUUGAAGCACAACCGCUUCUGUGAGAUCGAAGUCAUUUGUUCUUUCAAGAGAAAAACUGAGAAGAAGACAACAUCAUUUGUCAUAACAUUACAAAUUUCAACCCCGCUUGCCAAGAAGUAUUGAACCAUUUGUGUGUGUUUUUUUUUCACUUUCUCUACAUCCAAUUUGUUUUCAUCAAAUAUAGCUUGUCGAAUUGGACACUUUAUUUUCACCCAUUUACAUUUUGAUGUAUUUUCAUACGGAAGCCAUUUAUUUUACCGAUUGGUACUUAAGGCCAUUGUUGCACACCGGGCACAUAGGUGCUUUAAGUUCAUAUGAUCCGAAUCACAAAUAAAAAAAACCGUAGACUAUCGCCAAUCAGGUAUAAAGUAAGCAUAAUUCACUUACUUUUUACUUACAUCACUCGUUCGGUAAUAAAAAUAAAUCGAAAUUAGUUUAACACAACGAAAAUGCUUCUGCCCCAAUAGAUAGAUACUUUUGUUUUAGUAAAUGAACGUUGAAUGUAGUCCAUCACCUCUCCUCUCCUAUCGGUAUAGCUAGAUUUGAUUGAUGAACACAAAAACCCACAUACACACACCACUACCACCACAACUAUGCUAGUGAAAUAGACACCUCCUUCUCCCUCCCCUCAGCCAAUUUACAUUUCGUGCGCUUAAUCGUUAUAGUUCAGUGUCUCUUAAUUCCGUAAAAAAAUGAAUUAAUUAUUAAUUUAAUUAUUAUUACUAUGAACAUAAGUAAAGAAAAUUUAAUUACAGACAACAAUUUAUACAGUUAAGAACACAAUUUAGGAUUGUAAAUCGAACCUUUUUUCAAUAAUAAGAAAUCAAAUCAACUUUUUUUGGACAACAACAACUAUAAAAAGGAAAAAACAGAAACAAAAAAUCGAUGAACUAGUUAAAAACAAAAAACAUACAGAAAAGCAAGAUUUUUCCAAUAAAAAUAUUUUUAUUGUAAAAUUCAACUGAGAAGAGAAAAAAAAACAGCAAAAGCAACAAUAAAUUCAAUUUGUAAAUUGAA